Mesocestoides corti is the source of this 1782-nucleotide messenger RNA. The record is from the annotation of a GenBank genome assembly. NCBI's taxonomy places the organism in Eukaryota, Metazoa, Platyhelminthes, Cestoda, Cyclophyllidea, Mesocestoididae.
AUGAUUACUCACUUUCUUCGAUUUAUAAGUCCCUCCUUAAGUAUCAUGAUUUGCGGCCACUUCAGUCGAGAGGAACUUGAUGCCGCAUCCCUGGCUAAUACGGUAAUCAACGUACUUGGCCUUAGCAUAGAUAUGGGAUUUUCAACUGCUUCAGACACUCUCUUUAGUCAGACAUAUGGAAGUUCUAAGAGAAAAUUGAUGGGAAUCAUUCUGCAGCGGGCUUUGCUGAUCAUGACGCUGAUUUUCCUUACCUUGGCUUGCGUUCACGUCAAUAUCGAGGGCUUAUUGCUGAUGGCUGGACAGGAUUCUCUGAUUUCAUCAUUAGCUGCUGAAUAUGUUCUGGCUUUUCUUCCUGGACUUUACUGUGACUACCUUUUCAUGACACUGUCUCGCUACUUGACGAGUCAAAAUCGUGUCCAGCCCAUGGUAAUAGCUGCCUGUUCAGGGACCAUCUUCACUCUUUUGUCUCAAUCUCUUGUCUUCAAACUGGACCUUGGACUCAGGGCUUCUGCAAGCUUCCUCUCGAUGUCGUUUGCAGUAAUGCUUCUAUGUGAAGUUUUAUACAUCUUCAUCUAUCGCAUAUAUGCUGAAACCUGGGAUGGUAAGUCAAUGGUUACUUUUAUGGUCUCGGGUUUAAUUUUCUACCUUUUAACUCCGGUGUGUCCGUUUCUUUCUGUCAUUUUAGGCUGGGAUUUCGUGGGUGCACUAUCCGAAUGGGGGAUAUUUUUUAGGCUCGGAAUUCCAGGGAUUUUAAUGAUCGCAUUUGAAGAAUGGUGUCUUGAAUUGAGCACCUUUAUAGCAGGUAGGCUUUUCAGUGAUCAGUCUCGCUCUACGGCUUCUAGCACUUUCAUUAACGCUAAAAUUUGCACAAUGAGCGACGCAAUUUUAGGCGCACAGACAAUUGUUUUCCAAAUUCAGUCGAUUAUUUACAUGGUCCCACUGGGCAUUUGUACCGCCGUGAAUGUAAGAGUUGGUCAGGGCUUGGGUGCUUUUGAUCCACGGAAAGCCAAACACACGUACAGGACAGCUCUCCUCUCAAUCUUUGGAUUCGUCUUCUUAACCGCGGCGCCUGUUGUUCUUUUGCGUCACAAAAUCCCGUACCUCUUUACAACAGAUAAAGAAGUUAUCGACGAGGCCGUCAAGCUGUUUCCAGUGCUUCUCAUCUUCCAGUUCUGCGAGGGUUUAGGUGGCGUUUCUGAGGCUGUUUUGUUGGCAUGUGGACGACAGGUUUUGGGCGCAAUUACUAUAUUCGUCGGCUACUACCUAAUCGGUCUUCCUUUGGGCCUCCUUCUUACCUACAAGUUCCAGUUUGGCAUCAUUGGCAUGUGGAUUGGUUUGGCUACUGGUUUUUUCUUGACGGACUGCAUCUACACCUUCGUUGCCAUUAGAACCGACUGGAUGGAAGAAUCUAGAAGGUUUUUCUUCAAUACUCAGGCACUGCGCAAUGUUCGUCAAAACUCCAAUAGUAUUUCCGUCAGAUCUAGAACGCACACAGCAUUACUUGCAGUUGAUGGCAGUCGGAACAGGUAUCCAACAAUUAAGAUGGACACGAUGUUGGACGAAAAGCAACCCCAACCGACUGCUAUUCGAUCAAAUUCCAGGCAAAUUUUCUUACGCAUCACCAUUUCCGCGGUAGUUCUCGUCUUCUUUCUUUGCAAUCUAUGGUACCGUUUGUUUCAUACCACACCCUACUGGGUGCGUGUGUGUCGUGACCCGGCAGCUUCGAAACCAAAGGGCAAAUUUUGUAACAUGCUCUCCCUGCCUUCUCGUUUGCUACAGUAA